AAACAAAAAACAAAAGCAGAACCAUUCGUGCACUCCCUGGAGAGUGGAGACCUCUGAAGCCAAGGAAAACCCUAGCCCUUCAUCGCCGCCGCCGUCCCCAGGUCCUCAGCGCCGCCGCUGCUUCCUCUUCCCCGUGUCGUUUUCAUCUUCGCUGGCACGUCGUUUUCAUCUUCCUCUUCCCCAGGUAGCUCGGCACGUCGUUUUGAUCUUCGCUGGCUUCUCAGCACGGAACCCAGCAGUAAGGCGGAGGAGCUGAAAAUCGGAGAAGGAAGAAGCUAUGCUCCGUUCAGCUUUGCUUCCGGCCCCCUACAAUUUUUUGCCGGUUCGAGUGAGAACCGGCACGUGCCAUUCCUUCGCUCUCGCACGUGCCUCUCAGGCUAUCGUCUCCCCACUCUUUUCGCGCUUCGAUCUCCACUUCCAUCGGUUCCGACAACCCCGCGUGAGUUUACGCGCCGUGCGUCGCUCCCCUGCCACAUCUUCGAGGAGGCGACGGCGUCGUGGCACGAAAACGAACGACGAUAAAUUCGAUUACUACGACGACGACGAUGACGAAGACUUUGAGGAUGACGACGUCGUUUUGGGUGGCGAUAAUGAGUACUACUACGACGACGAUGGUGAUGAAGACGAAGACGAAGAAGGUGGUGAUGAAGAGGGAAUGAUACCGUUUGAGAAGAUGAGGAAGUGGUUCAAGCACAAACCCAGAGGGUUCGGUGAAGGGAAAGUGUAUGAUACUUCCGUUGAGGACAAGCUGCUUGAUGAAAUGCGUCAGAGCAGAGAAGCACAAGCUGCUAACUUGAAGAAGCUCAAGAGCGGUGUCGUUAACUCCAAAAACAGUGAAGAAAAGAAGAAAGACGCUCAAGUUGUUCCGAUUGGUGGUCGAGUGCGCUUGGUGAACCUGCCGAAAAAGAAGAACAUUCAUAGGGAUCUGAAAUCUGCAUUUGAAGGGAUUCCAGGCAUAGUGAAUAUCGUCCCGGCAGUUAUUGGAAACAAGAAGACACGGGACCCUAUCUGCAAGGGUUUUGCUUUUGUUGAUUUCAAGUGUGAAGCAGAUGCAGUUAGGUUUAUAGAGCUAUAUUCUGGACAAAGUAUUGCUUUUGGCAAGAUUCAGAAGCCAAUAAAAUGUGAAUUUGUAAAUGCACAUUCUUCCUCUCCUGUUUCUCCGAAAUCAAGUGCAAAUCUUAACACUACUCCACUCCUCAUGGUCUCUGAUGUUGAAGAGGACUCAAAUGAGGUUUCUAACGUGAAGGAUUCUGCCCUUAGUUCUUGGGAUGGGACCACUUUGGAUGUUUCAGAUGAAGCAGACAAUCAAAUAUACAGAGAAGGAGAAGAAGAGACUUCUGCAGAGGAACCUGAUUCUGCCACUGUGUUCAAGGGAGAUUAUGAUGAGAGUGAAGAGGAUAAAGAAGAGGGUUCUGUAGGGGAUCAGGUUGCUGCCACAGCUUUCAUGACAGAUUAUGAUGAUAGUGUAGAAGAAGAAGAAGAUGAAGAGGGUUCUGUAGAGGAUCAGGAUGCUGCCACUGCUUUCAUGGAUGAUGAUGAUGAUGAUAGUGUGGAAAUGCAGAUUAAUUCCGAAAUUGGUUCACUUUCCUUAGAGCAGAUAGACAGAAACCCCACAGCUGAACCAAAUUCAUCUGCUGAAGUUGGACAAGAGAGCGUGCAGAAGAAAAAGCGGGCUUCGAAACAGAAAGGCAAGAAGGUUCCAAAGUUAGAUGUUCCUGGAUCCGCAAAGAGGUUAAAGAUCAAGGAAAAGGCUGUACUAAGUGAUGUUUUCGCCAAGUAUGGAUCAAAAGCUGCCGUAGCUGCUUCCAAGGAAAGUUAGUACUAUGCCAGACUCGAGAGAUUUGCAAGGCUAAAACCAUUAUCCGCAUGUUGGAAAUUGAGAAUCAGAACUAAAAAGCCACAUUGCAUGCAAAUGGACUUUCUAGCUGGCCAUAAAUGCCAGUUUUUGGAUCAGUGCACAAUUAAACAGUUCUGUAGUAACAUAGGGGCAGCAUUAUUUCUAUGAAUGCCAAAUCAUUCUUUAUUAAUAUCAUUUCUCACAUGAGUUGGAAUCCAGAUGUUCAUCGGAAGCUUUCAUAUCGCAAACUGCCAUAUCGAAACGACGACUGAUCUAUUGGUCACUUGGAAAAUCAUACUACUAAAUGUGAUUGAAAUCA
Molecule: messenger RNA, 2156 nt
Organism: Arachis duranensis
Lineage: Eukaryota; Viridiplantae; Streptophyta; Magnoliopsida; Fabales; Fabaceae
Exons: 5
Coding region: 278-1819 (513 amino acids)
Molecular function (GO): RNA binding
Source: RefSeq, a predicted model, not a curated record